AUGCGACUUGGACAAUUUCUCGCAACUCGCUCUCUAGAAAAUGCUGCAACUCCAACUCCCACCAAGGAGUUUCUCCAGCAGACGUCGCAUCCAGUAUUAAAGCCGGCAGCCCGAACAGCGGUAGAGCGAGACUUUUCGUAUCCGCCGAUUGAAUGUACUACUACUACAAGUACACAGACGACUCAACUGCCCAGCCAAACCAAUAGCAGUCAAACAAACAGCACUCAGACAAGCAAUGGCAUGGAUGAAGGAACAAAGAUAGGCCUAGGAGCCGGCAUCACUCUAGGGGUACUGGCGUUGAUAGUAGUCAUAGGGCUCUUGCUAUAUAACUUCGCCAGCCGGGAACCGAAACAAGAAGCAGAUGAGGAUGCGGACACUUGGAGUUGCGUAGUAGAGCCAAGUACGCCUCAUGGUCCAAAGCCAGACUUUCCCACUCAGGAGAUGUACCAAACUGGCGGGCACCGAUAUGCGCCACUGCCAAACAGCCGCAGCAACAACAACAACAGCAGCAGCAGCAGGAACUCUACAUACUCGGACAUCCCGAUUAUGCCAGCAGUGCCAGCUAUGACGGGCGGGCACCGAUAUGCGCCACUGCCAAACAACAGGAACAGGAACAGGAACUCUACAUACUCGGACAUCUCGAUCAUGCCAGCAAUUCCUGAAAGAGCCCCUGUUGUGCCUGACCAGUGGGAAAGGCCAGCAGUUCCUCAAAGCGCCCCUGAUGCGGUUGAUCAAUGGGGAAGGCCAGCAGUUCCUCAAAGAGCACCUGUUGUGCUUGAUCUGUGGGGAAGGGCGGAUGACAGCUCGCAGCCUUUGAUGAGUAUUGCCGAGUUGGAGGAUGGAUAUAUUUUGAGCAGAACACCUAGGAUGUCGGAACUGAAUCCGGCGCCAUCUACAUACGGAAACUCGGUGUAUUCACGACCAGCCGAGUUGCCCAACAACAAUAACAACCAUACUGGAAACCAAAAAUCCGCGCAUAAGAUUCCCCGAAAGCAAGUUGGAAGUCAGGCUACGCUGCCGCGGUCAAAGACAUACUGGUACAUAUAG
Messenger RNA from Trichoderma breve, 1047 nucleotides. RefSeq lists its product as uncharacterized. The record is from RefSeq and is a predicted model, not a curated record. Lineage: Eukaryota; Fungi; Ascomycota; Sordariomycetes; Hypocreales; Hypocreaceae. The transcript has a single exon. The coding region runs from base 1 to 1047 and encodes 348 amino acids.